AUGACACUGUCGCAGCUCAACUCCAUCUUGCGUUCUUUUCCCAACCUCACUCCACAGACUCAGCGUCUGGCUAUAGCAGCGGCAGCCGGAGUAAUUAUUGGGAUUCCGGCCUUCCGUCUCGCAGCCGAAGACUACCGUGGAUAUCUUGCUCUCGGGCCUGGAGGUCCACCUCACAACCUCAUCGGAUGGGUUGGCCAAAUCCUUCUCAAGCCGCUGAAGAAAGAACCUUUUCAUACGAGCUGUUAUACUGACAAGGCGUGCGAGAAAGCAGGCCCUAAUGGACACGUCGCUUUCUUGACAUCAUCGUCUUUGUCAAAGCUCAAGAUCGCAAUAUCUCUUGCAGAGCGACGAGGCCCAGCCCUCUUUGUAGCCUCCGAGAAGCCUUCUCAUCCAAUUGCAAAGCGUACAGGAGGAGAGAUUGGGCAUAUGCAUGGCAGCGAUGGUUCAAUGCAUAUCAACCUGGCUCCAAAGGAUGCAAAACUUGUUCUAGAGAAAGGCUGGGGCCAGCGUCAUCCGCUGAGCGGGACAGUUCUGUAUCUGGGUAACGUGAUGGUUUAUGCGCCGAGGAAUGAGGCUGAGCUCGAGGUUGUAAAGAGUAUCACAAGAGCGGGUGUAAAGUUCAUACUUGGUGAAGAGCUCUCUAGUCCAGAGGAACGGGAUUGA
Fusarium subglutinans is the source of this 663-nucleotide messenger RNA. RefSeq lists its product as uncharacterized. NCBI's taxonomy places the organism in Eukaryota, Fungi, Ascomycota, Sordariomycetes, Hypocreales, Nectriaceae. The record is from RefSeq and is a predicted model, not a curated record. The transcript is spliced from 2 exons. Bases 1 to 663 code for a protein of 220 amino acids.